Molecule: messenger RNA, 3892 nt
Organism: Herpailurus yagouaroundi (jaguarundi)
Lineage: Eukaryota; Metazoa; Chordata; Mammalia; Carnivora; Felidae
Gene: CDC5L
Product: cell division cycle 5 like
Exons: 16
Coding region: 257-2665 (802 amino acids)
Biological process (GO): mRNA splicing, via spliceosome; regulation of transcription by RNA polymerase II
Cellular component (GO): spliceosomal complex; Prp19 complex
Molecular function (GO): DNA-binding transcription factor activity, RNA polymerase II-specific; RNA polymerase II transcription regulatory region sequence-specific DNA binding
Source: RefSeq, a predicted model, not a curated record
AGGGGCUUGAUGGGUUUCUGUCAGUCUUCCUAGACCAGAGCUAUAACAACAAGGCACUUAGUCCUUUCAGCAGCCUCGGUUCUCGCGAGACUUGCUACUCUGCUCCCCCCGCCCCCCACCUUGCGCCUGCGCACAUCUCUUCAAGCCAGAAGGUCGCGCUUGGAGGAAGUGUCGGCUUCAGGUCCCGUGGCCGUAGCGCCGUUACUACUUCUGUGAAGCUCCUCUCGGCCGCUUGCCGAGACACCCCGCAGCCAAGAUGCCUCGAAUUAUGAUCAAGGGGGGUGUGUGGAGGAAUACCGAGGAUGAAAUUCUGAAAGCAGCAGUAAUGAAAUAUGGAAAAAACCAGUGGUCUAGGAUUGCCUCACUGCUGCAUAGAAAAUCAGCAAAGCAGUGCAAAGCCAGAUGGUAUGAGUGGCUAGAUCCAAGCAUUAAGAAAACAGAAUGGUCCCGAGAAGAAGAGGAAAAACUAUUGCACUUGGCCAAGUUGAUGCCAACUCAGUGGAGGACCAUUGCGCCAAUCAUUGGAAGAACAGCUGCCCAGUGCUUGGAACACUAUGAAUUUCUUUUGGAUAAAGCUGCACAAAGAGACAAUGAAGAGGAAACGACAGAUGAUCCACGAAAACUUAAACCUGGGGAAAUAGAUCCAAAUCCAGAAACAAAACCAGCACGGCCUGAUCCGAUUGAUAUGGAUGAGGAUGAACUUGAGAUGCUUUCUGAAGCUAGAGCCCGCUUGGCAAAUACUCAGGGAAAGAAAGCCAAGAGGAAAGCAAGAGAGAAACAGUUGGAAGAAGCAAGGCGUCUUGCAGCCCUCCAGAAGAGAAGAGAACUUAGAGCAGCUGGCAUAGAAAUUCAGAAGAAGAGAAAAAAGAAGAGAGGAGUUGAUUAUAAUGCUGAAAUCCCAUUUGAAAAAAAGCCUGCUCUUGGUUUCUAUGAUACUUCUGAGGAAAACUACCAGGCUCUUGAUGCAGAUUUCAGAAAAUUAAGACAACAAGAUCUUGAUGGGGAACUAAGAUCGGAAAAAGAAGGAAGAGACAGAAAAAAAGACAAGCAGCAUUUAAAAAGGAAAAAAGAAUCUGAUUUACCAUCAGCUAUUCUUCAGACUAGUGGUGUUUCUGAAUUUACUAAAAAAAGAAGCAAACUAGUACUCCCUGCCCCUCAGAUUUCAGAUGCAGAACUCCAGGAGGUUGUAAAAGUAGGCCAAGCAAGUGAAAUCGCACGUCAGACCGCUGAGGAAUCUGGCAUAACAAACUCUGCCUCCAGUACGCUUUUGUCUGAGUACAAUGUCACCAACAACAGCAUCGCUCUUAGAACACCUCGUACACCGGCUUCCCAGGACAGAAUUCUGCAGGAAGCUCAGAACCUCAUGGCCCUGACUAAUGUGGACACCCCAUUGAAAGGUGGACUUAAUACCCCUUUGCAUGAGAGCGACUUCUCAGGUGUGACUCCACAGCGGCAGGUUGUACAGACUCCAAACACAGUUCUUUCUACCCCAUUCAGGACUCCUUCUCAUGGAUCUGAAGGGUUGACUCCCCGCAGUGGGACAACUCCCAAACCAGUUAUUAACUCCACCCCGGGUAGAACUCCUCUUCGAGACAAGUUAAACAUUAAUCCCGAGGAUGGAAUGGCAGACUACAGUGAUCCCUCUUAUGUGAAGCAGAUGGAAAGAGAAUCUCGUGAGCAUCUCCGUUUAGGAUUGUUGGGCCUCCCUGCCCCUAAGAAUGACUUUGAGAUUGUUCUGCCAGAAAAUGCUGAGAAGGAGCUGGAAGACCGUGAAAUAGAUGAUACUUACAUUGAAGAUGCUGCUGAUGUGGAUGCACGAAAGCAGGCUAUACGAGAGGCAGAGCGUGUAAAGGAAAUGAAGCGAAUGCACAAAGCUGUCCAGAAAGAUCUGCCAAGACCAUCAGAAGUAAAUGAAACUAUUCUAAGACCCUUAAAUGUAGAACCACCUCUAACAGAUUUACAAAAAAGUGAAGAACUAAUCAAAAAAGAAAUGAUCACAAUGCUUCAUUAUGACCUUCUACAUCACCCUUAUGAACCAUCUGGAAAUAAAAAAGGAAAAACUGUAGGAUUUGGUACUAAUAAUUCAGAGCACAUUGCCUAUCUGGAACAUAACCCUUACGAAAAGUUCUCCAAAGAAGAGCUGAAAAAGGCCCAGGAUGUUUUGGUACAGGAGAUGGAAGUGGUGAAACAAGGUAUGAGCCACGGAGAACUCUCAAGUGAAGCUUAUAACCAGGUGUGGGAAGAAUGCUACAGUCAAGUUUUGUAUCUUCCUGGGCAGAGCCGCUACACACGGGCCAACUUAGCUAGCAAAAAGGACAGAAUCGAGUCACUUGAAAAGAGGCUUGAGAUAAACAGGGGUCACAUGACAACGGAAGCCAAGAGAGCUGCAAAGAUGGAAAAGAAGAUGAAAAUUUUGCUUGGGGGCUACCAGUCUCGUGCUAUGGGGCUUAUGAAACAGUUGAAUGACUUAUGGGACCAAAUCGAGCAGGCUUACUUGGAGUUACGCACUUUUGAAGAACUCAAGAAACACGAAGAUUCUGCUAUUCCCCGGAGGCUAGAGUGUCUAAAAGAAGAUGUUCAGCGACAACAGGAAAGAGAAAAAGAACUUCAGCAUAGAUAUGCUGAUCUGCUGCUGGAGAAAGAGACUUUAAAGUCCAAAUUCUGAAGCAUAGUUUAUACUCUGUCACAGGAUGAAUUAAUUGCUGUUUUUCAUACUCUGGAAGGCUGAAACUGAUGAUUAUCUUCAUUGACAAAUUUGCCCACGAUCUGUGGUUUUUCAGUUGUUUACUUUAAAUGAUAUUGAUCUUACAUAGUCUAUGUAUAAAGACUUUAACUCCACAAAAUGUUUUAGGGUUUAAAUUAUUAAGAUGAUCAUUCUUUUAGCAGUGUCAUAUUUGCAAAAAUUUUUUUAGUUUUGGCCUUUAAUUUUAAAAGCCUGGUUUUAAAGUGCUGCCUGUGAGUAAACUCUUGAAUAAAAACAAAAUAAAAAAAUUGUGAGUGUAGCCUUUUGUUUGAAGUAAUUAGAUACUUAGAGUGCCCACAAACCAGCAAGCAUGUACUCUGUGUCAUAUUCAAUGAGUAACUCUUGGGUAAUCAGAAUGGUGAUCCGGUAUCUUAAUUCCUUCAGAGGCAGUCCUUUUGUGGCCUCGCUAGUUUUAGCACAGGGCACUCAUUUCUCUAUACACUGACAAGAUGGAUUAACAUUUUAAUACCUCAGGGUUUGUUUUUUUGUUUUUUGGAUUUUUUUCAAGUAUAAUUUUAAGAAGUUCUCUUCUUUGCCCAGCUACUCACACAGUUUAUGGAUUAGGACUCAAAAGAUUUCAUUUUUAUUGACCUGUUAGGUUCUUUUAAAUGUCUUUUCUGCAAAGGUGUGUUGAAGAUUAAUUUCAGUAAGGCUAUCACACUUUAUUAAAGCUUUGUGUUUAUCCUAAGUUAAUUACACAAGUGUAGAAUUUUGGGAAUUGGUAGAAGUGGGAAGACCAGACUUUAUAAUUCACAUGAAAUCGUUUGGGAUAGUUAUUAGUUGGCUACAAGUUCAUUAUAGACCAACAGUAUGUUGGACAUACCAGGAAUAUUUCCCCAUCUUAAUCCUAGGGAUUAAAAGGAGGGAAGGAGGGAUUUAUUCAGUUAUCAGGUAAUUUAUUAACCGCCCAGUGUCAGAGUCAUGGAGAUAGAACAAUGAGUAAAGUAGGUAUGACUCCUAGUUUGUGGAGCUUACAGUCCAUUGGGAAUGAUGAUAGGCGACUAAAAUUCAGAUGUUUUUUGAGUGACUCUUCUUAAGUGCCAGACACUUACUUAAGUGCUGGAGAUAAAGAGUUAAGACAAACUUCUUGCUCUCAUGAAGGUGACAUUAGUGGGAGGAGAUACUCAACAUACAGGGAAAAGUAUCAGA